Molecule: messenger RNA, 2266 nt
Organism: Anguilla rostrata (American eel)
Lineage: Eukaryota; Metazoa; Chordata; Actinopteri; Anguilliformes; Anguillidae
Product: adapter SH3BGRL-like
Exons: 4
Coding region: 262-603 (113 amino acids)
Cellular component (GO): cytoplasm
Source: RefSeq, a predicted model, not a curated record
AGAGAGAGAGAGAGAGAGAGAGAGAGAGAGAGAGAGAGAGAGAGAGAGACUUCACUCAAGCUUCAAGGUUCACUGAAAUUUUGAGUGAGAAUCUUGCUAUUAGUUAACGAUAGCGCAUGCACGUUGCUGUGGAUUUAUUCGCCCCGGGUAUUUUCACUGUCCAAGUAACUUACCUAAUUUUUUUUUUUACAAAGUCGUAACUGUGUUGGGAAUUUCGUGCUACAGAUAAGACGUCUUAUUUAGAGUGGGAUAAAAACAACCAUGGUGAUCAAAGUUUACAUCGCAUCUUCCUCUGGAUCGAGUGCGAUCAAGAAGCAGCAGCAGGAUGUCAUGGGUUUCCUCGCGGCCAACAAGAUCGAGUUUGAGGAGUGCGACAUCGUCGUCAACGAGGACAACAGGAAGUGGAUGCGGGAGAACGUUCCGGAGAACAGCCGGCCAGUCACCGGGAAUCCCCUGCCCCCGCAGAUCUUCAACGAGGAGCGGUAUUGCGGGAAUUACGAAGCGUUUUUUGAUGCCCGAGAGGACUAUGCUGUCUAUGCCUUCUUGGGCCUAACUGCUCCUCCUGGCUCAAAGGUAAGCGGAGGAAGCACAGGCACUGGCUAGACAAGCACAACAGUGAUGUAGGAGUUCCUUCCCCACUCCUGAGCGCCCUCUCUUGUCCGCCUCCAGUACUUCACCCCAGCACCUGUGGUUUCUGGAAAAACAUUUCCCGGGAGACAAUACUAAUCGUGACAAUGCCAUUAGGGGCAAAAACAUUUGAGCAACUUACUUUUCAUGCAUUUAAUUUGUAGUACAUUCUAUGCUUUCAGCAUAAAAUCCUAGAAUCCAUAGAAUCCCUUUCCUAUACCAUGGGACAAAGUUAAUGUCAUACUGAUGAAUGUUUAUCAGUCUUUACUGCAGAUUUUAGCAUGGCUGAUCUAAUUUCCACUACCACACUUGUGCACACGCAAGCACAUUUACACAGUGAAUAGUGAUCUUAUAACUUAGCAUAAUACAUUAUGGAUUAUAUUAUUCUUAAAUAUUACUGCGUAAAGGACAUUGAAUGUUGCCACUCAAAUGUAAGUAAUUUUGGGUUAAAACCUGGCUGCCUAUCCAUUUUUCUGAGACUAAAUGCCUCUGCAAUUCCUAAUAUGUUCCUGUUUUCAGUUUUGCACAUUUUGUAUGCAAUAAAGAAGAACAUGCCAAAAAUCUAUGUCUGUUAAGGGCAGCAGAGAAAAUGUGUGUUACAUUGUCAUUGUGUGCUUGUCACGCAAUACAAAAACUAUUCUCUGCACUAGCUUCAAAGCUAAACGGUCAGAUGUUUAAUAUUUAUUUAGUAUUAAAGAUGGUAAACUGACUGCAUAGCUCACAGGUGUUCAGUGCGCUAUAUGUAAAGCUUUUUGAGUGAGGUCAUCUUGCCAAGCUGCAGUCAGCAGUUAUAUGGACUGCAUUAGUUUAAAAAUAGCAUGCCUGUUGUGGAUCCCCAGGUGCUGCACUUUAGUGCCCUCCAUUACGAACUCUGCUGCUGGGCAUGCCCCAGAGACGACAGAGCAAAAGCUUGCCUGAGUGAGCAAGGCGGGGGCUACCUCCAUACUAUUGUCAUAGCAGCAAUUGUAAUAAGUAAGCUGACUCAUAUUUAAAGUUCUGUUUACUUGCUAAUGUACAGAUACUCAGUGUGGACUUUGAAAGGAAAUGUAUAUUUAGUGCUCAAUAGUAUUCACUGCUCUAAGUGCUCUCCAAAAAUCUGGCCCUAACACCACUGUUGUAGAUGGCCCAUUCUCUGUUUAGAUGGGUGCACUUGUGUUUGCCGUAACCCAGCUGUGUUGGGAAAUAGUCAGUAUUCUGGGUAAAAUGAUUUUAACAGGUUUUUAUAGUAUAUAAGCCUACACAAAUAUCAUAUUGUAUGCAGAAAUGGAAAAUAAGCAUAGGAUUUUAUAAACAUCCCACUGAGAAAAGAAAUCUCAUUUUUAAGGGUGAACCUGGCCAAGAUGAAAGUGAAGAUUAAAAACAUGUAACAUCUCGGAAAAUCAUAAAAGCACCAAACACGAAAACAUAACUGCAGUAAUGAACUAUUAAAAAGUGUAACUAUUGGAAAGGACCACUGUAACACACAUCUUUUGACAGGAUAGUGAUGUUGGGGAAAUAUCUGCAACUUAUAAGCUGACCAUCAGUCUUAGCUGAGUAUUUUCAGUCACUGGCCAUGUCAAAAUUGAUUUUUCUGUUAUGAGAUGUAGCCUACUAUAAGCUUCUUUGUGAUAUAAAAUGCUUCUGAAAAGGAACAGCGAUA